Molecule: messenger RNA, 657 nt
Organism: Entamoeba dispar SAW760
Lineage: Eukaryota; Evosea; Mastigamoebida; Endamoebidae
Exons: 1
Coding region: 1-657 (218 amino acids)
Source: RefSeq, a predicted model, not a curated record
AUGAAAAACUAUUAUCUAUUAAAGAAAGAAGUAGAAGAAUUAAAAAAAAAAUUACCAACAAAAUUUGAAGAAACCAUUCAAACAAAACAACAAUUAGUUGAAAUUGAAGAAACACAUGAAAAAAGUUUGUAUGAAAAAAAAAUGAUAUUGCUUUUGAAUGAAAUGAGAGAAUGGACAGGAAGAAUAAAGAUGAAUAUUAUUUUUGAUAGUGAUAUUGAUGAUCAAAAUGUUGUAUGUUUUCAACGAUCAUUAAUGAAUAAGUCAUCACUUUAUAUAAUUCUUUUUGAUGAAAAAGGAAAUGUUUUUGGAGGAUAUAAUAGAAAGUCUAUUUCAAGACCUGGAAAAAGAAUGGAAGAUAAAAGUCAUUUCAUUUUUUCUUUAGAGUCUAAUGAAAGAAUUGACUCUCCUAUUCGUUGGUUUGGAAGAGAUGAUAAACCUUCAACUUGUUUCUUUCUUAAUAGAGAAACAAAUCAAAUUGGUAGAUUAUGUGAAAUAGGUUUUCCUGAUGGAUUUAUUUCAGUAGCUAAAACUACACUCUCUCAAAGUGGGUGUGUUAACAUUUCAAAUAAAUAUAAAGGGAUUGAUAAUGAUGAUCUGAAUAAUACAAAUAAUGAAGUGUUUAAAUUAAUAAGAAUUCUUGUUGUACAAAUGGAAUAA